Molecule: messenger RNA, 1159 nt
Organism: Paramecium octaurelia
Lineage: Eukaryota; Ciliophora; Oligohymenophorea; Peniculida; Parameciidae
Source: the annotation of a GenBank genome assembly
AUGGGAAAUUGCAAUGUCUUAGGCCAGAAGGAAGAGUUUUAAGAAGCUAGUAAGCUUGUUAAUUAUAUCUCAGUGUAAUCUAUAAGAAACUACGAAAUCCUAGAAGUCUUAGGCAAAGGUGGCUUUGGAAGAGUUCUCAAAGUCAAAAGAAAAAAGAAUAAUCAGUUGUUUGCAAUCAAAAAAAUGUCUAAGGCAAAGUAUGUAUUACAAACUAAGCUAGAAUAAUUAAUUAAAAGAGCAUUACAGCGAUUUUGAAUGAGAAAAAUCUUCUAAUCUAACUAAGACACCCUUUUAUUGUGAAUAUGCACUCUGCAUUCCAAGAUAAGGAAAGUUUAUACCUGGUGUUAGAUUUGUUAACUGGAGGGGAUCUCAGAUAUCAUAUAUACAGAAACAAAAGGUUCUCGGAAUAAGAAGUGAGUAUGAAAAAUUGUUCAUUUUAAGAAUUUUUUGCUGCCUGUAUAAUUACGAGUUUAGACUAUUUACAUUAGUAAGGAAUAAUUCAUAGAGAUCUAAAACCAGAGAAUCUCGUAUUUGAUGACAAAGGAUACUUGAGACUUACAGAUAUGGGGAUUGCAAGAAUUUGGAGACCUGAAAACUCAUCAGAUGUAAGUGGUACACCAGGAUAUAUGGCUCCAGAAGUAAUUUGUAGAUAAAACCAUGGGAUUGCUGCAGACUUCUUUGCGCUUGGAGUUAUAGUAUAUGAAUGCAUGCUUGGUAAACGACCUUAUGUUGGAAAAACAAGAUAGGAAAUACGCGAGUAAAUUCUUGGUCAACAGGUUUAAGUGAGAAGGAUGGAUUUGCCAGUAGCUUGGUCUCUUGAGGCAGCAGAUUUUGUCAAUCAAGUAACUCAAAUUAAUAGUAUUAGUUAAUUUAAAGAAAGCCAAGCAAUAGAUUAGGUUCUUAUAAUCCUAAUGAUGUUAAAAACCAUCCAUGGUUUUUCUAAUUUGAUUGGACUUUAUUAUCAAAAAAGAUAAUGCUUGCCCCUUAUAAGCCAAAACCUGUUUCAAAAUCUGGUUGCUCAUUUGAUUCUAUAGAGACCCCUCAAGAUGAUAAUUUUGCUAUUCUCAGAAAUAACACUCUUAAUGGUAUCAUUAUUAUUAAUAUUUAAGAAUAAUUUAACUAAUAUUGUUAUAACCCUGAGAGUGGUAUGUAAUAAUGA